Myxocyprinus asiaticus (Chinese sucker) is the source of this 6945-nucleotide messenger RNA. It is a transcript of the gene zfyve16, whose product is annotated as zinc finger, FYVE domain containing 16. Gene Ontology annotation, biological process: endosomal transport. The coding region runs from base 169 to 4416 and encodes 1415 amino acids. The record is from RefSeq and is a predicted model, not a curated record. Lineage: Eukaryota; Metazoa; Chordata; Actinopteri; Cypriniformes; Catostomidae. Gene Ontology annotation, molecular function: metal ion binding. Gene Ontology annotation, cellular component: early endosome membrane. The transcript has 18 exons.
GAGAGGUUGAAAUGGUUGCUUGCGCAGACAACUGUGGAAUUUACUGAGGAAAGAGAAAACAUAAGCUUGCUGCUCUAAUAUUUCACCGGAAUACAGUCAACUAACGACAACGACUGAACUAUGACGUAUAUUAAGGGGUGAGUGAGGUGUAUCGUACCCCUCCCUAGGAUGGACAGUUAUUUUAAGGCUGCUGUGUGUGACCUGGACAAGCUGUUGGAUGACUUUGAACUCAAUGCAGAGGAGCUUGAUAACAAGCCUGCCACAUUUGCAAGUCCUUCAUGUCCGGACUCUACACAUUUCCCUGGUCAUCAUGUGGGCCUUCAGAUCUUCAAACCAGAGCAACACUCAGUCUCACAAACACUCCCAGAUGUCAAUGCACUGCACUAUGGACUAACAUCACAAAGUAUCACCUUAAACCAAAAUGAUUCUUAUUCCAGUGAAAGGCCGCUCACAGGUGUGGACCUCCUGUCCUCUGUUGACAGCAGAGGUCUCAAAAGUUCUGUACCUCCUUGUCCAGACAGGUCUUUGAAACCUGUGUGUGACCUGGUGAAUGAUACAGGAUCUAAUAAGCUCCAGCAGGCUGAUGGUCAUGAAGACUUUAAAGAGCUGGAUGUUACUGAGAAACAAACUGAUGAGGAACUUCUAGUUGACUUUGAGAGUCCAGUUGUAUCUUUUUCAGAUGAUGUUUCUAAGUCCAACCAUGUUGAACAGAAACAUGUCUUUGAGGUUCCUCCAAGUUCCUUCAGCUUGCUUGAUGUCAUAUUACCAGCAGCUUCAGACAAGAUUACAGAACCUCUGAAUGCUUCAGUUAACACAAUACCUUUAGAAAGCAAACACACAGACAUCCAAAGUACCUGUCUUGAAGACUCCAACUCAAAUGACCCAAGCAGUGCUCCAUGCAGUCCAGAGAAUGAGGAAGUUGUUAGUAAUUCAGGUUCUCAUGCUACAGAUGAGGAUAUUUUAGCAAUCAAUGAUGACCAUACUGUGUCAUUCCAGCCUGACUCGAUGGAUACACAACCUUCUGAAGAUGACAAUGUCAAAAAUCCAGAAGAUUCGUCCGGAAGUCCCUCCUUGGAGAAGGAACCUUCUCUGUCCUGCUUGCCAAUGGCUGUAUCUAUGUGUGGGUCUCUUGUGGCAUAUUUAGAACCUCAGGAGACAACAUUGCUUGAAACCAAAGAUGAGGCUGAACCGGAAGAAACCUCAGCCAUUAAGGAGGCUGAAGAUUUAAUUCUUCCGUUAGAAGAGCCCGUAACUCCAUUCUCCCCCUUUAGGCCUGAUUCAUCACCUGAAGAUGAACCUGAGCUGGUCCAGAUCAUGUCUAACUCUGAAGGGGCUACAGCCGUCUUGGGCCAUUACCCUGAAAGAAACUUUAAGUGCACCUUAUCCCCAACAGAGAAAAUAACUUGUAGAGAUUCUUCUCCCUAUUCAGAGAGCCCAAAUUAUUCAUACGAGUUUGGAAUCGCCAACGAUUACCUUCCUGAAAGUGACCAGACCGGGAUGAUGGUAACGGACGAGGAACUAGAUGCCUUUUUAAUGGGUCAAGGUGUGAAAAUCAACUCUGACACAGCCACAGAAACAUUUGUAGAUGAUGGUUUUUCGGACUAUAAUGGAGAUGUGGAUGGAGAUGCCUUUUUACAUGGGGAGCUGCAGAGCUGUAAAGUAGAGACGUUUGCUUCACCUGAGAGUGAUGGUUCGCUUCAAUAUUUGGAGGAGAGUGAAGGCUCGAAUAUUUCUUCUUCUUCUCAGGACAGUAGCCCAUUGAGAACAGACUCCACACAAACAGUUAGCCAUGAAAGCAUAACCAGCCCUGUUGCAAUUCAGUCCGUUUGCUCCUCCAACCGAGAGUCAAAUUAUGGAGGUGCAAGACCAAAGCAGUUGUCCAACCAAACCAUACGACACACAACCAGCCAAGCUGAAGCUGAUGCGAUUAGCCCCGAGACAGAGACUGGCACUCAAAUUUCGUCUGUGGUGCAACCAACCCCCAACCAGGAUGAACAUAACUUUGAUCACCCCUCUUAUCAGCAAUAUGAGGCCAGUUAUGGUCAAGACGAGCUCUCAGAACCUCCGCCGUAUCCUGGAGAGACACUGGAGGAUGGGGAAGCAUCUUUAGAUCAGCCAGGAAAUGAGGCAGAUGGUUUGGGAUCAAAGCAACCUCCAUGGGUCCCAGAUUCUGAGGCACCCAACUGCAUGAAUUGUGGGCAAAAGUUUACCUUCACCAAGAGGAGACACCAUUGCCGGGCAUGUGGAAAAGUGUACUGUGCAGGCUGCUGUAACCGUAAAUGCAGACUGAAAUAUCUUGAGAAAGAGGCCAGAGUUUGUGUCACCUGCCAUGUUACCAUACAGAGAGCUCAAGCCCAUGAGAGGAUGAUGAGCCCCACUGGGCCCAGUCCCAAUCCCAACAUCCCAUCAGAGUACUGCUCCACCAUACCGCCCAUGCAACAGGCCCGUGCCGCCGGAACCCUGAACUCUCCCCCACCCACCGUCAUGGUUCCCGUGUCUGUCCUGAAGCACCCCGGUAAUGAUGGUUUUCCACGUGAGCAGAAGCACGUGUGGUUUGCUGAUGGUAUUUUACCUAACGGUGAGGUAGCGGACACCUCUAAACUCUCUGUACAGACCCGAAGAUCCUCUCAGGAGUCCAGUCCAGUUACACCAGAUCCGCCGGGGACUGAUGGUAUAUUCCCUGGUGAGACUGGCGAGGGUGGUGUGGGUGCUGAGGUCUGUUCCGACAGUCCUGCUGAGGUGAGACGCCCGCCCGUCAGGGGCCCAUGGGACUAUGCGCUGCUCUGUGGGGUGGGCAGCUGUGUGCAGAGAGGGGUCAGUCUGGUGCCUGAGGAUGUUGAAGGUCUACCUCCACUGCUCAUUACCACAGGAGAGGAAGAAGAUGGGGAUUUAUUAGUUGAGGAACGUCCUGCUGUUUGCCAGAUAUUGUUGCUAUUGGAGGAGGGAGGCCCACGACCUUUGACCUUUGUGCUCAACGCCAAUUUACUGGUGAACGUCAAGCUCGUCACAUAUUAUGGGCAAAGGUGUUGGUGCUUGAGUUCUAAUGGUCUUCAGGGAGUUGGACAGAAGGAACUGGUGUUUAUAAUUGAGUGUCUCCCAGAAGAAAACAGUCUGCCUAAAGAUGUAUUCAAUCUCUAUGUUAGUAUAUACCAGGAUGCACAGAAAGGGAAAUUCAUCGAGCACCUUAGCAAUGUGACGUUCACUGACAGUUUUCUGGGCAGUAAAGAUCACGGCGGCGUGGUGUUCUUCUCUCCCAGUUUUCAACCGGUGGAUGGUCUGGCUUUACCGGAGGUCUCUUUCCUCUGUGGGGUUCUGAUUCAGAAGCUCGAGGUUCCCUGGGCCAAAGUGUUUCCCCUCCGACUGCUGCUUACAAUGGGGGCGCAAUACAACGUGUAUCCCUGCCCACUGGUGAGCGUGCGUUUCCGUGAGUCAGUAUUUAAAGAGACGGGACACACCAUCAUGAAUCUGCUCACUGACCUGAGGAACUACCAGUACAGUUUACCAGUGGUGGACAGUCUGAGAGUACACAUGGAGAUGGGCAACAGCUAUAUUGACAUUCCCAAGUCCAGGUUUAAUGAGAUGUUGAAGGUGGUGAACUCCUCCAACGAGCACGUGAUCAGUUUCGGUGCCUGUUUCAGUACCGAGGCAGAUUCUCAUCUGGUUUGCAUGCAGAAUGAGGACGGAAGCUACCAGACACAAGCCAACAGUAUUCCAGGAAAGACCAGGAGAGUGACUGGAGCAAGUUUUGUGGUGUUUAAUGGUGCUUUGAAAGCUUCAUCAGGAUUUAUUGCCAAAUCAAGCAUCGUGGAGGAUGGGUUAAUGGUGCAGAUUCCUCCCGAGACCAUGGAGGGCUUGCGGCAGGCUCUCCGAGACCAGACCGACUUCAAGAUCCCUUGUGGAAAGGUGGAUUCUGAAGAGACACGGGAAAAUGUGAAUGUACGCUGGGUCGACUGGACAGCACCCGUCAACACUGGCAUCACCAGUCCAGUAGAUGGCAGAUCUCUAGAGGGCGUAUCCAGUGUAAAGAUCCAGCAGGAUUCUGAGUUUGAGAUGGAUGGCAGAAUCAUCAGGUGUACUGAGGUCUUCUAUCUGCUGAAGUCCUCAAACAUCUCUCUGUCUGCUGUCCUCACGUCAUCAGCUCAAUUCCAGAGAGAGAUCGCCACUGCCAGCUGUGCAGCUCUCUGUCCACACCUCUCUGUGCUCAUGGCCAAUGGAAUCAACUCUCUUGCGCUCCGAGUCUCCACCGACUCGGAUAUGGUUGAGUACCAGGCUGGUUCUGGUGGCUGCCUCCUGCCUCAGAAGUAUAUGAAUGAUCUGGAUGGGGCCCUGAUUCCUGUCAUCCAUGGAGGAAGCUCCUGUGUCCCCCACCAGACCAUGGACAUGGAGUUCUUCUUCUACAUCACUCAGAGCAUUUGAUGCUGGUGACUUAUAAACGUUUUCUGGAGGCAGCCAAUGGGACAUUUUUGAUCGAAGCCAAUGAAUUGCAGAUGAGAAGAGACAGUCCCAUAUCUGAUCAUCUAUCUGUGUGAUCUGAUUAGGUAUGGACCGUUUGAUGCAUUUUAAAGGAAAUAAAAAGGCACUUCACAGAAGUGGAAAUGUUGUAGAGAUCCUGGUACUUUAGAUUAAAGCAGAGGUCUUGAAUCGGUGUAAAAACAAAACAUGGAAGACAUAAGAACAUCUUCAGUUUGUGUUGCAGGUAUCUGUUAGUUGGAUGCUGGUCAAUGAAUGUUAGUUUGAACACACAUGGUAAUGUCAGAUAUACCAAGAAUUAUAAUAAUUAAUACUUGAUUGCGCAGACAAGACAGCACAUCAGAGCUUGUGAUGCACUGCGUAUAUGUCUGUUUUUCCUGAGCAGGAAUCGCAAAUCUGCGGUGCUUUUUGUCCAUCGGUCAUCAUUUAUCGUUAAUGUAUGAAGUCGCUUCAUAUGGGCUGAUGAAUCCAUGUGAAGAUUUUGUGUACUGAUUAUUGUACUUUCUAAGUACAGCAUCCUAUGGUUGGUCAUUUUUCUCGGUUUGUAAAACAUAUUGAGGGUAGGACAGACCUUGGAUUGAUUGUUUAAAUCAUAUAGAUGAAAUCAUCUGCUAAUUUGAUUAAGCUUUUAUUAAGCUUAAAUUCUAUUUUUGGAACAGUUCCACAUGGUGACUAAAAGUGAUAUUUUUGAUAGGGCUUUUGAAAUUAAUUUUUGCAAAACGUCUGCAAUUAUAGCCCAAAACCGUUGAUUUUAAUCUGCAGCUCAUUCGAGCGCAUAUCUCGUUAUCAUGCUUCUGGAAAGAUUGAUGGUUGUUCGUUUCAAACCGCGUAUUAAGAAACGAACAACAACAAAAAAAAAAAGAGUACAGAAUAAGAUGACAGUUCUGCAUUAACAUUUAUAUAUUUAUUCACAUACUACUGCAUUGAUUACCUGGAUGUUGUCAAGAAAAAUGCAGGUCAUAUUUCACCCCAAAAUUCACAAAAUUAUGAAAUUACAUUUUGCAUAAAGAAAAUGAAGCCUAUUUUUAGUCCAGAAUUAUUAUUAUUAUUAUUAUUAUUUGUGUUGAUGCAGUACUUGUGCACCCCUCUAUUCUCAUUACUCUAAUGUGGAAAAAAUAUUUUAAAGUACAUUUGCAAAGUUCAGUUGUAAGUAUCAUGGUAGUAUUUGUUGUAAUUUUAUUAAUUCUGAUUUUAAUAAAAGAAAAAGCAUUGUGUGCAAACAGGAUGAUUUUCUGAGAAUGUAAUGACAAUUUGGGGGUUUAAAUGUCACAAUGCAAAAUAUCUUUAUGGGCCUAAAAUAAACUUUUUGUUUUCUUUUGGCAAAAUAUAUAUGUGAGUGACCCAUUAGUUCAUUUUACUGGAAAAAAAUAAUUAAAACCAACCAUAUAUUAAAACUACAAAUAUGUGUAUUAUGACCAGCAAGGUACUGAAAAAUCUUAUGUGCCUUGAAAGUGAACAAUGUGGAAUGAAAAAUAAUUUUAUCUCAACACAUCCGAACAAUUAAUCUCCAUUUCGUUUUUUAUUAGUAUUAUUAUUACUAAAAUUUGGUCAAGCCAGUUAAUGAGGCGGCCAAAUAUCUACACCAUACUCCAAGCAUUAAAGUAUCUAUAAGUAUCUGUAACUUUAAAGGAGUUUGACAGAUUCCAGAAUCUUUUGAAAACACCUUCCUAUGCUGGAUGAUAUUGCUGAACUUUAGUAGCAGUUUUCUAAAUGCAAUAAAAGGUCAUAAGGUUUUUCUUCAUUUUAGUCCCUAAUUGUGCGGUUCUUCAAUUGUAAAUUAGCUUAAAAAUGAAAAACAUUCUUUUUUUAUUAUUUUUAUUUAUUUAUUUAUUUUUUCAGGUGAAUUAUGGUUGUUGAUGCCAAGUUUCUAAAAUCAUCCAGUUUCAUGUGCUGCUCAACGAAAAUCUAAAUUAAAUUCAUUAAUUUAGAAAAUGCACUUUUACUGUUGUUACUGAAACAAAAGACAGGACAAGCGAUUGUUCAUUAUUUUUAUUUCAUUUUUGUUCAUCAUAGUGAUAAAACAAUAUAAACAGUGAUGAAUCAGUUUAUUUGAUAUUUUGUCUUGCUUAUUUAAAUAACCUGAAGGCUUCUAUACUUCUUUUACAGACCAAAUACAAAUAAGUAACAAAUACAAAUGUACUUAAAAUACAGAUUAUUGUGAUUAAAUGUAUUUGAAAUGAGUUUAGCAUUUUAUAGGCAUCUCAGAUCUGCUCCCAUAUAUUUGGGCUUAGUGGAAUUUUUUGGAAUUUAAAUUAUUUUCUCACUGUUAUUGAUUAAUUAAAAUCAUUACAAUUAAAGUAUUUCUAUGCUUUACAUAAAGCUCUUAAAAUGUACCAGUUUGCAUAAUGUAUAUCUAUUUAUUCAUGAAAACCAGAUUUAUUUGAUGAAUUAUCUGGUAUGGGACCUAAGUAUAUUCUUCAAAACAACAUUCAUUUCUAAUAUGUAUCUCAUGUAGAAUAAAAUUUGUAUAAAUAU